UGUCCUGAAAGUAUCCAUCUGUCAGACCUUCAAAUUGGUGACACCGAGGGGCGGACUGACCAUUUGGAAACUCGGGCACUGCCCGAGGGCCCAGGGUCAGUAGGGGGCCCCAUGAGAUGCCCCUGGUACCUUUCUCAUAGGCUUUCUUGAGUUUGGGCAAGGACACAGGGGCCCCAUGAUUCCCUAUUGCCCGGCCCGGGGUCAUUAGGGGGGCCCAUGAGAUGCCCCUGGUACCUUUUUCAUAGGCUUUUUUGAGUUUGGGCAAGGACACAGGGGCCCCAU
Staurois parvus is the source of this 282-nucleotide messenger RNA. The record is from the annotation of a GenBank genome assembly. NCBI's taxonomy places the organism in Eukaryota, Metazoa, Chordata, Amphibia, Anura, Ranidae.